AUGGCAGACAAACUAGACAUGGGGGAAAUCACCAGCUUUGACAAGACCAAGCUGAAGAAGAUGGGGACGCAGGAGAAUACCCUGCUGACCAAAGAGACCGUAGAGUGGGAGGAGUAG
Messenger RNA from Artibeus jamaicensis (Jamaican fruit-eating bat), 117 nucleotides. RefSeq names its product thymosin beta-10-like. NCBI's taxonomy places the organism in Eukaryota, Metazoa, Chordata, Mammalia, Chiroptera, Phyllostomidae. Gene Ontology annotation, molecular function: actin monomer binding. Gene Ontology annotation, biological process: actin filament organization; regulation of cell migration. The transcript has a single exon. Gene Ontology annotation, cellular component: cytoplasm. Bases 1 to 117 code for a protein of 38 amino acids. The record is from RefSeq and is a predicted model, not a curated record.